AUGCAGAGUUCAGUAGUGCGCAGAUCCACAAGAAUGUCAUGCAUCCAUAGGCCGCCUCCUCAAAAUAUAUCCCCAACUCAGUGGUGGAUGCCUCCCUAUAAUGAUUUUGUAAAAGUUAAUGUAGAUGCCUCUUGGAAGCAAGGUAUGGAUGUGGCCAGAGUGGGGAUCAUAAUUAGAAGAGCCGAUAGGUCUUUCCUGGCAGGUUUCUCAGGCCAAACCAAUGCGUCCUCUUCAGUUGCGGUUGAGACUUUGGCAAUAAUGGAAGGCUGCAAGUUUGCUCUUCAUGAGGGUUUGAAUAAUGUGAUAAUUGAAUUCGACUCACGCAAGGCGAUUUCUAGUGUUCAUGGAAGCAUUGCGAGAGGGAGGUGGCAAUUAUACCCUUUUCCCAAAACCAUUCGACUAUUCUUUAGUAAUUUUCAUCAAUGUUAUUGGUCCUGGAUUCCUAGAACCGUCAACUUGGCAGUUGAUCAUUUGACCAAGCUAUCUUCCUCGAGGAUGUGCUCUUUUUUUGGGUUGACCGACCCCCCCAUCCUCUCUAACAGGCAUUACCACAAAAUGGUUAGGCUGAUGCUGGUUGGUUUGUGA
This is a messenger RNA of Prunus armeniaca (apricot), 585 nucleotides long. The record is from the annotation of a GenBank genome assembly. NCBI's taxonomy places the organism in Eukaryota, Viridiplantae, Streptophyta, Magnoliopsida, Rosales, Rosaceae.